Molecule: messenger RNA, 1193 nt
Organism: Rhizopus microsporus ATCC 52813
Lineage: Eukaryota; Fungi; Mucoromycota; Mucoromycetes; Mucorales; Rhizopodaceae
Exons: 1
Molecular function (GO): nucleic acid binding; zinc ion binding
Source: RefSeq, a predicted model, not a curated record
CUUGGUAACGACGAAUUUACAUUUCAUACAACAUGAAUUUUGUUCUCACCAUUGGGCGCAUUUAUUUUCGAUCACAGGCGAAUUUACUUUCCGGGGAGGCUUCUUUCCACUAACAUAAUGUUACACGGACAGACAACCAAUCAAAACUCGCCAUCACCGUCUUCGACAAGACAUGAACCGCCUGCAUCCACCAGGCCAACAUCAGCUGAAAUUUGGAGAACAUUCACAGCCCACGCAAGAGGUUUCCGUGGAGCUAACCUUACAGUAUUUGAGAAUACAGAAGCAAAAGCGGCUGUUCGAGAUCGUAAUCAGGACCAACUCUGGGUACAAUCUAACGAAAUGAACAGUGUAGUCUUCGACCUGAAACAACUUUCCGUUCUGCCUGCAGAGUUCUACGAAGCUCUCGCCAAUCAAUAUCCUUCCGCUAUUGGGGCAGUACCAGUGCGUCAGGGAGCCAUUAAUGGGGUCAUCAUUGCUUUUGAUUCCGCAGAAUCUCGCACAACCGCCUGCAGUGUUGGUAUAACAGUUGGAGGUUUCAACGUAAUCGGUACACCUACGUUACCUCCUACUAGCUCCAUUUACCGAGUUUCGCUUGAAAAGCUACCUUUGAUGAGACCAGACAGUUUAACCCCACUUCUGACUGAGGCACUCUCUCGCUACGGUACAGUCCUUCAUGUUGGUUUAUAUCGUGAUCCUGUUAGUCGUCUUUUCUUUGGUAAAGGCUAUGCCCUUAUCGAUACCGCACCUGAGGAUCGCACAGUCCUCCCUCUCAGUCACGAAAUUGAUUUAACGAACCAACGACUUAUCUAUGCUUCGUGGAGAGGAAUGGCACCUCAUUGUUUUUACUGUCAUAAGCCUGGCCACACAAAAGGCAACUGUCCUCGUCUAUCCCAGCAACGUAUUAAGACUUGUUACAACUGUGGGGAUCCAGGCCAUUUGAUUCGAGAGUGUCCUAAACGUAACACUGCCACGGUGGGCGAGAAACGUAUCCGCUACGAUAAUUCUUUGCCUGACAUACCUACGUCGUCUUCAUCAUUGAAUUUAGGCUCUUCAUCCACUCAGAGCUCUUCAGCACCAACUUCUAUUGUAUCUGCUGUAUCUAAGUUUGUACACCAAUCUGACAUUGAGUCUUCUAAGAUGACAGCCAGCACCCAGAAAAACGUUGCACGAACUAGGUCAAAGGCAUCUACCAC